AUGAGUCUUACUUUAUUAAAUAAGAAAUACCAAGCAUUGAUGCUUCGAGAAAAGUAGAUCGAAGAUCAUUUUGAUCCAGUUGUCAGACACAAGAAACAACAUCAUAAUAUCGAAGAUCUUCGUUAAGAUUAUUAAGAAGACUUAGAGAACUAUGGUAUUUACCCAUUCCCAUAUUCUUUAAGGGUUUUCUAAAUAAUCAUUCAAAGCCAAAAAAGAAUAAGAACUAGAAAACAUCUAAAUAACUCCUGAAAAAUCACUUAGACCGAUGACUGCUCUAAUCUCACCUGUCCAGAGCUCAUCACAAAGAUAAAGACCCAUCACAGCCCCUGGUCUCAAUACAUAAACCAAAUAAAUGAUGAAAAUUGACGAAAAUGAAGAAAUGCUUUAAUUGCCAUAUCAUUCGGAGACUAAAUAUUGGAGAAACACAAAAAAAUAUGAUAAAAGUUCAUAUUAAUUAUUAUUAAUUAGCUAAUUAGAAUGUUGUUAGGAAUCAUUCAGCCUUGAAAAAAGUAUCACUGGGAGGCGAUUGUGAAAAUUAUAAUAUUGAAGAACAAGAAAUCAAAAAUCAUAAUUUGAUUGAAAAAUAAAUUAUUAAAAAUCGUUUGCUCUCGCCGACUUUUGUUUCGCAAAGGCAUUAAAUUAAUGAUAGAGAUGUCUAAUAAUUAACCGAAGGGUUUUAUCAGCAUGUAGCUUUAAUAAAAGGCACUUCUAAAAAUUAAAGUCACAAUAAUAAACCACAACCUGGUUUCUAAUUAUACGAUAACCUACUCGAUUUGAUGAAACUUAUUAAUCAAGAAAACUCUAACAAAAGCCCAAUAAUUACUAAAACUUCCUCAUAAGGAUUCAGACCAUAAACUGGAGUAAGCAGGCAAAUCAAAAGCUAAUAACACACGAGACCUUUCAGCAGCAAAAUUCAAACUGUAGGUGUUCGAGCAUUUUAAUAAUGAAACAUAUUUUCUC
This is a messenger RNA of Paramecium octaurelia, 960 nucleotides long. Lineage: Eukaryota; Ciliophora; Oligohymenophorea; Peniculida; Parameciidae. The record is from the annotation of a GenBank genome assembly.